AUGGCGUCGUCAACGCGACGGCGAUUCAAUCCCCUGUCCUUCACUCCCGGCCCGGUGACUGUGAUAUCAUCGCUUGUUUACAUCGCGCUCCUUGUUCCGCUGAUUGUCGUGCACCACGUCGUUCCCUCGGCUCCUAAAUCCAAUCCCGCAGGCGUGAACCUUUCAGAAGCAUGGGCUGACCUCCAGCACUUGACUGGCGGGUUUCAUCCUUACAACAGCCAUCGAAAUGACGAGGUCCACGAUUGGUUGUUAGAGCGAAUAGACGAGAUCCUCGCCGCGUCUCGCAAGGCGCACGACACCGAUGUCACAAGCAGCGGGGCUCCGGAAGUGCUUGUGUUUGACGACAAGACCAAUUUGACCUUUUCAGGCAGUGGCGUUGGUAAAAAGCCCACGGCCGGAAUUUAUUUCGAGGGCACGAACAUCGUCGUUUAUGUUCGGGGCAUUGAGGACGACAGAGAGCACUGGUGGGAGUCUCCAAAUGGCAAACCAAAAUGCAAGGGAGGCGUGCUCGUCAAUGCGCACUAUGAUAGCGUGUCAACCGGAUUCGGUGCUACCGAUGAUGGCAUGGGAGUCGUGAGCGUCCUUCAGCUCAUCAAGUACUUCACCUCCCCCGGUCAUCGCCCCAGAAAAGGCCUUGUUUUGCUUUUGAAUAACGGCGAGGAAGAUUAUCUCAAUGGUGCCCGUGCUUUUAGCCAGCAUCCACUUUCCAAAUUUACGCAUACGUUUCUAAAUCUGGAGGGUGCUGGUGCGGGAGGACGCGCUGCUUUGUUUCGCACCAGCGAUACGGAAGUUACAAGGUUCUAUAAAAGCUCCCAGCAUCCGUUUGGCUCAGUACUCGCCGCAGAUGGGUUUAAGAUGGGCCUGAUCCGGAGCGAAACGGACUAUGUUAUCUUCAACGGUGUCCUAGGGUUGAGAGGUCUUGAUGUUGCUUUCAUUGAACCUCGAGCUCGUUACCACACGGAUCAAGAUGACGUGCGGCAUACGAGCAUUGACUCUCUAUGGCAUAUGCUUUCCAGCGCCAUUGCCACAACCGAAGGUCUUGUUUCCUACACUGGCGACGAUUUCGAUGGCGAGGCUCCCGGCGAAGGCAAAGUCAAUAGCGGGGUGGGCACUUAUGGUGUUUGGUUCGAUCUUUUCGGGUCAUCUUUUGCAGUAUUCCGGCUCCAUACCCUCUUUGCCAUCUCCGUAACGCUUCUUGUGCUCUGCCCAAUUAUCCUUUUCGCCACAGGCAUCAUCUUGAGCAAAAUGGACAAGAUGUAUCUGUUUUCGCUUCAUAAGACGAUUCCGGAAACCCAAGAAAGCAUUUCUAUCCAAGGUCUACGCGGCUUGUUCCGGUAUCCCGUUAUCUUCAUCGUCUCCUCUGGCAUCUUAGUUGGCUUAGCCUAUCUGUUGACAAAAGUCAACCCUUUCAUCGUUCACAGUAGCAGCCACAUUUUUAUCGACACUCCUGUCUUAUUUGGAACUUUUUGCCUUGCCAAAGAAAACUCAAUAUGCUCGCGAGCACAGCCAGUUUCCCAGUCGACUGGCUAG
This is a messenger RNA of Uncinocarpus reesii 1704, 1530 nucleotides long. RefSeq lists its product as uncharacterized. The coding region runs from base 1 to 1530 and encodes 509 amino acids. Gene Ontology annotation, biological process: proteolysis. The record is from RefSeq and is a predicted model, not a curated record. Gene Ontology annotation, molecular function: metalloexopeptidase activity. NCBI's taxonomy places the organism in Eukaryota, Fungi, Ascomycota, Eurotiomycetes, Onygenales, Onygenaceae. The transcript is spliced from 2 exons.